Cryptomeria japonica (Japanese cedar) is the source of this 714-nucleotide messenger RNA. RefSeq names its product ATP synthase subunit alpha, chloroplastic-like. Bases 1 to 714 code for a protein of 237 amino acids. Gene Ontology annotation, biological process: proton motive force-driven ATP synthesis. Gene Ontology annotation, molecular function: ATP binding; ADP binding; proton-transporting ATP synthase activity, rotational mechanism. NCBI's taxonomy places the organism in Eukaryota, Viridiplantae, Streptophyta, Pinopsida, Cupressales, Cupressaceae. The transcript has 3 exons. The record is from RefSeq and is a predicted model, not a curated record.
AUGGCUUCCAGGAGAGAAACUGAUAAUUCAAGGUUCAUCCAUGGCACUAAAAGAAUGAGAAUCACUUGGAAUAGGAUUAGCAGUGAAGAAAAUGAGUCUUAUACCAAUUCGCUCACACAUGGAAUUGGGCCACGCAUUGAGGAUGGAUCAAUCGAAGAUACACAUGGCAAGGGUAAAAUCUGGCAAGCCGAGAUGGCAAAACGGAGAUGGCAAAACAAAGAUGUUCACUUGGCUCAAAGAGUAAAUGGAACUGAUCUAUUCAAUGCAGGAAUUCAACCUGCCAUUAAUGUAGGUCUUUCCAUAUCUAGAGUAGGAUCCGCAGCUCAGAUGAAAGCUAUGAAACAAGGAGCUGGAAAAUUAAAAUUAGAAUUAGCUCAACUUGCAGAGUUAGAAGCUUUUGCACAAUUCGCUUCUGAUCUUGAUAAAGCUACACAAGAUCAAUUGGCAAGAGGUCAACGAUUACGCGAAUUGCUCAAACAAUCUCAAUCAGAUCCUUUAGCAGUGGAAGAACAAAUAGCUAUGAUUUAUACUGGAACGAAUGGAUAUCUAGAUGCAUUAGAUAUCGUACAAGUUAAAAAAUUUAUCCUUAAGUUGGGCGAGUAUUUAGUAAAAAAUAAACCCCAGUUUGGAGAAAUUAUACAUUCUACUGGGAUAUUGACAGAACAAGCAGAAGGCCUUUUAAAAGAAGCUAUUCAAGAAAAUAUCCGAUUUUGA